CUCGACGUUUAGAAAAUGGAAAGAAAUAACACAAGACCUCCUCUCUUAACACAGAUGAGACCUGCUGGACCACCAAGACCACCAUUUCCAGGAGGAAUGCCACCCAGACCGAUGGGUGGUCCUCGACCCGGUGGUCCACCAAUGCCAGGCGCAGGCCCAGGUGCCGGUGUACGUCCGGGUGGUCCACCACCCCUACGUACAAUGGAUAGCCGAGGAAACCUAUUAAUGGGAAGUCCUGGUGUACCAUCACCACCAAGACCUGGUGGCCCACCACAGAAUCCACAAACUAGACCGCCACCACCGGCCCCAAACACUGGUGGGGGUCCACAGAGUCCAACGGGUCAGGGUGGGCCACGACCACAAGGUGCUUUUCCAUGGCCACCCCAGGUGCCUGGGCAACCACAAUCAUCUACAAGACCACCAAACCCCUUUCCUGGUAAUCAAGCUGCUACACGACCGCCAUUUAAUCGUCCGCCAGGAGCUCCGGGUGGCCCACCACAACAACCUCAAACACGGCCUUCUGGACCACAACAACAGCCACAACCAGCACAACAACAGCCACAAAGACCACCUUCCUCUCUAUCGACCAACGACGAUGAUGAUGUGAUAAUGGGUCAGGCAAUCACCCCACAAAAAACAGUUCCACUUAAAAAUGAUCCCAUGGGUCCGGCGUUAAACGAAGCCGAUGAAGACGCCGCCUACAAAGACGAUUCACCAGUCUCCAUGGCGAAGAACAGUGAUCUGUCAUUAGUUUCACCCGAUUCCUACAUGAAUGAUAGCAGUAUGUCGAAAUCCAUAAGUGGGGAAGUACCAGGUUCAAUAUCGAAAGGUGACAAUGACAGUGGCGUUGAUGAAUCUACUCAAGAUAAGGAACGCAACGGCCCCGGAACCCCCAGUUCCCCAGCCAAAACUCCAACUUCGGUAACAUCCAAACCCGAGAAAUCGGCAGCAUCACGCCCACCCAGCACUACACCAUCCAAUAAAUCAUCCAAAUCUCGCAGUACUUCACGAAAUCGCAUUGCAUUGAAGACCCCAGAACCGGAACCAGUUAAAAAAGUUCCAAUGAAUAAAAUUCAAGUUGGACACGCUCCUUCACCUAAUUUGAAGGCCGUACGCUCCAAAAUUGGAUCUCUUGACAAUGCCAGCUACAAGCCAGGUGGCGGCAAUGUUAAAAUCGAAACGAAGAAAAUUGAAAUCAAGGCAGCACCCAAAAUUGAAGCUAAAAAUGAUAAAUACACACCAAGGGGUGGAGAAAAGAAGAUAAUUUCGACAAAAUUACAAUGGAACGCAAAAUCGAAAAUUGGUUCCCUAGAAAAUGCCCACCACAAGCCGGGCGGUGGUGAUAAGAAAAUCGAAACAAUUAAACCUGAUUUCAAGGACAAGGCCAAACCCAAAGUUGGUUCCAAGGAUAAUGUGAAGCAUGUUGCCGGUGGUGGUGACAUUAAGGAAUCCAAUGAUCAACCUAAGGAUAUACAAACACAAAAAAUCGAAAUAAAGGCACAAAGCAAAAUCGGUUCUUUGGACAAUGUCAAGCACAAGCCAGGUGGUGGCGAUAAGAAAAUUUUCGAUGACAAGGAUUAUUUGAAAAAUAUUGAACACGGCGUACCCUUGACCACACCACCGUCUCAGAGUCCACUACCAGCAUCCAUGACGACCUCAACAUCUGGUGCCGAUGAAAAUCUAAAUCAGCAAAGUUAAAUUAUUUUACAGAAAAUACAAAAGAAUAUAAAAAUCGGAGCUAAUGCAUAACAAAACAAUACAUAUUGAUUAAUUCAAAAUACAAAAUUUAUUAACUCUACAAAAAAAGAAAAGAAAAAAAAACAAAGAAUAAAGAAAUGAAAAAAGACCAAAAAUCUAAAUUUGAAACAAAAAAAACAUAACAUAUUUCUAAAGCAAAAAAGAGAUAACAAAAACACAACUAAGCAUAUUUAUCAUCUUCAUAUUAUAUUACACCUCCCCACGAAAAAAAGGAAAAUGUAUGAGAGAAGACAAAACUAAAUGUAUUUAUUCGACAGUUAAACCACAAAAAAUAAAAUAAACUAACAAAAAUACAAUACCAACAAUCCUCCCACAAAGAAACAAACAAAAAAAAAACAAGAUUACAUAUAUACUCAUAUAACAAAAUCCAUUACAACAAUAAACAAUUUAUACACCACAAUAAACACUUUUAAACAUUUAUUUUUUAAAAAAUAAAAAUAAUUUUUAUUGAAAUUAGAAACAAGACAUAACUUUAAUAGUGUUGAUAAAGGCUCAGUAAAGAAUUUAUAAUUGAUAAUCUACUGCAAUGUAGUGUACACAUAACACGCUUUGUUGAUACUUUAGAAGGUCUUAAAGGCUAUUCGAAUUGCUUGGGCUUCGUAUGAGUGUUGACAAUAGCCAUACGCCAUGGUGCUGCUAUUUAAAAAAAUUAGAAUCACUGGUGUUUUAGUACUGACAAUCGGAUUAUAAGGGCUAUGAUAUAUAUCUCUGGUCUAAUAAUGAAAAUGUGAUUAUUGUUAAGGGAGAAAAAUUGUGAAAGGAAAACAAGUUAGUAAAACUUGUGAAACAAAAAUUUGUUUGCUUUGUAUACCCUACUAUAUGUGUAAACAUUUUAUGGGUCACAUUUUUCUCCGAUUGAAAUUACAUUUUCCACAAAUCAUUUGUGUAAACAAUCUAUGGGUCACAUUUUUUCUCCGAUUGAAAUAACAUUUUCCACAAAUCAUUUGUUUGCCCCAAGAAUGAACCCUUUCGAAAUUGGUGAUUAUCGGUACAAAUUUUGAUAUAUCCAAGGCUCAAUAAGGAAGAUUGUUCAACUUCAAAAAAACUGGGCAACAACUCUGUGCUGCAGUCUUAUAGAGUCAAAUAGACUUUUAAAUAUGCAACAAUUGGUUUUGUUGGUUUUAUAUUUUUUCCUUCAAAAAUUUUCCACAAAAUUAAAUCAACGAUAGAAGAAUAAUGCAGUUUUAUCCGAAAAUGUACAAUUUUUUGACCAUUAACAUCGAAAAAUGUAUUUCUGUUGCCCCUAAAUUUGAAAUACUUUCAUUUUUUUCUUUUUUUCUAAACAAUACAUAUACAUAUACAAAUUGUGUAUGUUUUGGCAGGAUAGCGGCACCAGAAGAAAAAAAUUGUAUUUAGGAAGUAGCUUUGUUUUACCUUCUAUAAUUAUGCCAUGGAUAUAUCUUCGUCCGAUUUCAAUUAUAUUGUGCACCAUAUGUGGAAUAUUCGACCAAGUAGUAUGCAUUUCAGCAAAUCCGGCCGGACUGAGCCCAGAAGUAAGUACUUGAAAUCUGGCAAAAAUCGCUUAAAAUAUGGCUAUAGCUAACAUAUAUAUGUUUCAUCGGAUUUGGGUUCCUCAAUUCCGUAAUAUGCCCUCUACUACUAUUACAUUUGGUAACCGAUAUCUGAUACAACCCAAUUUUAUCGCAAUCGGUUCAGAUUUGGAUAUAGCUUUCAUACAUAUCAUUAUCCAAUUCAUUGUCAUAAUGCAGCAAAUAUUUAACAUCAAGAUAAGAGUUUCACAGGAAUUUUACUCUUCACUCUUCUAUUUACUCUCGCGAGUAUUCCUCUUUGAAAAAUUAGACUGGGAGACAAAAUGUUCGAAUUAGUUUUUGUUUCGUUUGCAGCUGUGAGAUAGCAAAAUGUCCAUACUGUCAUACGGUAUAACCAAAAAUUUAAAGCUUACUCGACAAGAGCAUAAUCAGCUUGAUGGCAUAGAAAUUGCAGUAGUAUAACAAUAUUAAAUAUAUUUGAUUUAUUUCUUCUACUCGCAGAGGAACCUCACUCGAAUUCGUAGGAGUUUUACUCUCUACUCGAAUACGAGGUAGCAUUUCGGGGCUCACAUCACAUGGUGAUGUCAUGUCAAAACUUCGAUCCAAGUUUGGCCCAUUUCAAAUACGGCCGCAAUCGUUAAGAGGGUCAUGCAAUCGUCUUCUGUACCAAGGCCUUUGAAAGCGAAGCAAAUAAGAAGUCAGGUAUUGAAAUUGAAGUAUAUUGAGAUAGAAAAAAAAUAAGGAACAAGUUCGACCUAAUUCCGAUGAAUUUUAACAAAGAUUUGUUAUUAGAAAUCACUUGGACAAGAAUGUAAUACUAGGAUCAGCAAUUUUAAAAUGGGAUUUCGCCUUAUUUUAAUAAUAAACGAUGCCAGCUAGUUAUGGUGAGUCCCUCAAUUGCAUCCCGAAUUUUACCAAAUCAGUGAAGCUCUGAGUGUGGCAUGAUUUAAAUCAAAGAAAAAUUAUGUCAAUAUUCAUACGACUCCUUUAACAUUUAAAUACACAACGAUGUUUUUGAAACAUAUUUGUAUUCUCUUUUAAAAAUAAAACAACUCCUAGAGUAAAUGACUUGAGAGAUGAAUUUCAUAACUAAGGCGAAAAUACUUGCCAAAAAUGUUGUCUUUAAUGAAGAACAAAAGUCAGAGGUUUGGAAGCAAUCGGAUUUCGCCUUAUUUUAAUUAUAAACGAUACCACCUAGUUAUGAUGAGUCCCUUAAUUGCAUCUCAAAUUGCACCAAACCAGUGAAGCUCUGAGAGUGGCAUGGUUUAAACCAAUGAAAAAUUAUGUCAAUAUGCAUACGACACCCGUUUAAGAUUUGAAAACAUAACGGUAUUUUUUGAAACGUAUUUGUAUACU
Molecule: messenger RNA, 4604 nt
Organism: Musca domestica (house fly)
Lineage: Eukaryota; Metazoa; Arthropoda; Insecta; Diptera; Muscidae
Product: basic salivary proline-rich protein 1-like
Exons: 8
Coding region: 16-1698 (560 amino acids)
Biological process (GO): neuron projection development; microtubule cytoskeleton organization
Cellular component (GO): neuron projection
Molecular function (GO): microtubule binding
Source: RefSeq, a predicted model, not a curated record